GUCGAAGGUAGAGUACAAAAACAUCAUCGCAAUACUUGUACAAAGAAUAGCCUAAAAUAUGCAUCGAGGAAGACUACUUUUGUGAAUCAAAGGCAUGCACAGUAAGAAAAAACGAAAAAUCUGGAAAAAAAACAAGUCUCUCUCCCCUGAAAAGAAGAUUCAGAGCGUUCUGCAGGAGCAGUAAUUGGAAACGAGGAGCAGCCGUCCAGUCGCAGUCCACCCCUCUCCCCACAUUAACCCACCUGCACAGAUUGGUGAGGUGUUUUUGUGUAUCGACCCAUACCCCCCACCCCCACCCACCCAUCUGUUGCCCUCUCACUUUCAUUCCACAGUCUCUUUUUUCACAAUACUGGAAAUAAUUCAUUCAUCCCCAACUGCCCACACUCCCAUUUCAGGCCCAUUGUUUUUCCAAGGUUUUCUUGAACUUUCAUGGCUUCCCUUCCCUCUCUUCUUUCUUCUCGCCAUCCCACACUUUUCUCCCUUUGCUCGUUUAGGAAUCUUUAUGUUUUCUAGCUGUAGUGAUGCGAAAUCCGGAGUAGAUUAUACUGCGUGAUUCCCACGGAUUCAGCCAUUUUCUUCAACCCAGUUAUGCAUUAAGACCCAUCUUUUUGUUGCACCUUUUCAGCUUCAAUUUCCUGCAGUUCUAAAUCUUUUAAUUGUUCCUAGCCUGAUUUCUCGUUUCCUUUUUGUUCUUUUCUAGACUAGAUGCUUUUCUUCAGCUCUUUAGCAGACAAAACAUAUGCUACAACGCUUUAUGCCUCUUCAUUUUUCAGAUCAUUUCCAUUUGAGUGAUUCCAGAUUAGUUUGUUUAUUUAAUUUUUAAAUUUUUUCUUUUCUUUUCUGGAUUUCCAAUAUGGUAAUGCUAUUCUGCUCGUGUGAUUUUGGAAUCUUGCAAGCUUUCAGGUGUGGGUAACAGAAAAUAUUUUGAUAUCUGAUGUGGGCUGGGUUCAACUUUUGAGUCAUUUCGAAGAUUUGUUGGCUUCUUUAGCAUUUCUGGGGGAUUAGCUGAUUGGGUUGAAGUGUUGGAAAUUGGUGACAUUCUUUAAGCAACAAUGAGUAAUCACCUGGAAGUGAAGGGAAAACUUGGUAAAGGUUCGGAUGCUGUUGCAGAGAAGGUCAUGGUUGCUGUGAAGGCAUCAAAAGAAAUACCCAAAUCUGCUCUUCUUUGGGCUUUAACACAUGUGGUUCAACCUGGUGAUUGCAUUACACUUCUUGUGGUUGUCCCUUCUAACACUUCUGGUAGAAAAUGGGGGUUCCCAAGGUUUGCUGGAGACUGCGCCAGUGGCCAUAGAAAGUCACACUCUGGAGCUAAUUCUGAAGAAAAAUCUGACAUAACUGAUUCUUGCUCCCAGAUGAUACUUCAACUCCAUAAUGUUUAUGACCCAAACAAGGUAAAUGUGAAAAUCAAAAUUGUUUCUGGCACACAAUGUGGGGUUGUGGCCAAUGAGGCAAGGAGGAUCCGUGCUAAUUGGGUUGUUCUGGAAAAGCACUUGAAGCAUGAGGAAAAGCGAUGUUUGGAAGAACUGCAUUGCAAUAUUGUAGUUAUGAAGCGAUCCCAUCCGAAAGUUCUUCGCCUUAAUUUAGUCGGAUCACCCAAAAAGGCAUCUGAUGCUCCCAUUUUGAUAUCUACUACAGAGAAGAAAUCUGAAGCGUGUGAAAAACAUGAAGUGCACAAGAAUGAUUCAUUAGAUUCAACCUGUGGUCAACUUGUUACUCCAACUAGUAGUCCAGAGAUCUUCACUGCAACUGAGGUUGGUACAUCCUCUGUUUCCAGUUCUGAACCUGGAACAUCUCCAUUUUUCAAUGCUGAAGUAAGCAGAGAUAUGAAGAAAGAAGAAACGUUAGCCAAAAAUGAUGCCCAAAAUGGCAGUGAGUCAAGCUCAGACAGUGACAAUGAAAAUUUGUCCACUUGCUCAAGUUUAAGGUUUCCGCCAUGGAUGUCAGACAUUGUCAGCCCACACUCUACUAGACUUGCUCAGACUCCCACAACAAAGGCAAUGUCUGAAAAGUUCUCCAAACUCAAUGAAGAAGUUAACCAUGACAUGGACUUCAGUGGAAGUGUAAGAGAAGCAGUUUCAUUAUCCAAAAGUGUGCCACUUGGCUCUCCUCCGUUAUGUUCUAUCUGCCAACAUAAAGCGCCUGUCUUUGGGAAACCUCCCAAGUGGUUCAGCUAUUCUGAGCUGGAAAUUGCAACAUGUGGAUUUUCCCAAUCUAAUUUUUUGGCUGAGGGUGGGUUUGGAUCUGUUCAUAAAGGAGUUCUCUCAGACGGACAGGUAGUUGCUGUGAAGCAGCAUAAAUUAGCAAGCUCUCAAGGGGAUCAGGAGUUUUGCUCAGAAGUUGAAGUUCUUAGCUGUGCUCAACACCGUAAUGUUGUUAUGCUGAUUGGGUUCUGUAUAGAAGAUAGCAGAAGAUUGUUGGUCUAUGAGUAUAUCUGCAAUGGAUCAUUAGACUCCCAUCUUUAUGGACGUAAUAGGGAUCCCUUGAAAUGGUCUGCUCGCCAAAAAAUUGCAGUUGGGGCGGCAAGAGGAUUGCGGUACCUUCAUGAGGAGUGUAGAGUGGGAUGCAUUGUUCAUCGAGACAUGCGUCCUAACAACAUUCUUAUCACCCAUGACUUCGAACCUCUGGUUGGGGACUUUGGCUUAGCCAGGUGGCAACCUGACGGAGACAUGGGUGUUGAAACACGAGUAAUUGGAACAUUUGGGUACUUGGCUCCUGAGUAUACUCAAAGUGGACAGAUAACAGAAAAGGCUGAUGUCUACUCAUUUGGAGUGGUACUUGUAGAGCUUGUAACUGGCCGAAAAGCAGUGGAUCUCAACAGACCCAAGGGGCAGCAGUGCCUUGUCGAAUGGGCACGCCCGUUGUUGGAAGAAUAUGGGAUUGAAGAAUUAAUAGAUCCAAGGAUACAGAACUGUUAUGACAAACAAGAAGUUCAUUGUAUGUUGCAUGCUGCAUCCUUGUGCAUACGCAGGGACCCCCACUCAAGGCCAAGAAUGUCUCAGGUGCUUCGGAUUCUUGAAGGGGACCUUAUAAUGGAAACGGGUCACAUGUCAACCCUGGGGCAUGAUGUGGGCAGCCGGAGCAGCAGAUUUUUGUCUGGCACAUCGCCAAAAUAUCAAAGAUGUAGUGGGAGGUCAUUGGAGAAUGAGGUGAUGGUAGGGUUCAAUACUAAAGCUCGCAUACGAAAGGAGGCUCCCUAGCUGAUGAUGGGAGGAUAUGAAUCGAGCAGGAAGUUUUGCUUCUGUACAGAAUUGAUGGUGGUGGUGGUAUUGUUUUGUAUAAUUCCACAGCAAAUAGGGCCUUUCCUUGCCAACGAUGAAGGCGGAAAUACAUAUUGUUUGUUAUCAAGGAAACCGGGAACUGAAUCACUACCCUAGUUGUAGUGUUUAACACAUCCAUGAAUGUUGAGCUUUUGUUGAUUUUGAUGAAACAUGCCAAGAGUUGAUGAAGGAAAUGUACAAGUAAUGGUCUGGUUUUUUUAAAUGCUUCCAUCCUAUUUUAUAACAGCCGAGUUGUCAAGGGGGCAGGGGGCAAUAGACCCGUGUUAUCUUAUAUAAAUGGUAGUUUCAUA
Molecule: messenger RNA, 3568 nt
Organism: Cuscuta epithymum
Lineage: Eukaryota; Viridiplantae; Streptophyta; Magnoliopsida; Solanales; Convolvulaceae
Source: the annotation of a GenBank genome assembly